Messenger RNA from Myxocyprinus asiaticus (Chinese sucker), 2992 nucleotides. It is a transcript of the gene pudp, whose product is annotated as pseudouridine 5'-phosphatase. Bases 81 to 761 code for a protein of 226 amino acids. The record is from RefSeq and is a predicted model, not a curated record. The transcript has 4 exons. Gene Ontology annotation, molecular function: phosphatase activity. Lineage: Eukaryota; Metazoa; Chordata; Actinopteri; Cypriniformes; Catostomidae.
AUUUCCGCAUCUCUGGCUCUGUUUAGUACAGUUCCACACAGUCACACAGUCGAGUACACUUAUUUCUCAAAACAUAAAAUAUGUCUUAUAAACCAGUAACACAUGUGAUCUUCGAUAUGGACGGCUUGUUAUUAGAUACAGAGAAGUUGUACUCAGUCUCGUUCCAGGAAAUCUGUGACCGGUUCAAUAAAACAUACACCUGGGAAGUGAAGUCCUCUGUGAUGGGCGAGAAGGCUCUGAAUGCUGCCAGGAUAAUCAGAGAUAAACUUGAACUCCCCAUGACACCCGAGGAGCUUCUGGAGGAGACCAGGACAAUUCAGGAGCGAUUAUUCCCAACAGCUUCUCUGAUGCCAGGCGUAGAGAAGCUUGUCAAUCAUCUUCACAAGCACAACAUUGCUAUUGCUGUGGGCACGAGCUCAGCUGGCCUGACCUUUGAGAUGAAGACCAGCCGUCAUAAAGAGUUCUUCAGCCUCUUUAAUCACAUUGUACUUGGAGAUGAUCCAGAUGUAAAGAAUGGCAAGCCACAGCCUGAUAUCUUUUUGGUGUGUGCCAAGAGAUUCGGUCCCCCAGCUAACCCAGAACAGUGUCUAGUAUUUGAAGAUGCUCCAAAUGGAGUAAAGGCGGGCCUGGCAUCUGGAAUGCAGGUGGUGAUGAUCCCAGAUGAUAACCUGGACCGCAGCCUCACCAAGGAGGCCACCUUGGUUCUCAGAAGCAUGGAGGACUUCAUACCGGAACUUUUUGGUCUCCCAGCAUACCAAUAAGAACAGUAAUCACCAUGGUGAUUUCAAUUACACAAUAAGUUUUUGAAAAAAUGGAAGCAGGCUGAUCUAUAGCUCAUGCAAUAAAAAAAAAAGUAAAAUAAAAAAAAGGAGAAACCAAUAUCUACCACUCUAUCAGCUUUAGAUUUGCUGUUCAGGGACAGAACAGAAUUUUGGUUCUUGGCCUCAAUGGUUUCAUUUUGUUAGACAAUCUCAAUGCUGUAUUUCUUUUCUCUCAGACUGACCAUGCGAGUGACACCAAAACUAAUUUUGAUUAUUCUGCUCAAUUAACCUUAGUCAAACCAUUAAGCCAUAUUGACAUUUUGCGUUUCAACCAAUUAGAAAGUGUAAUGUUUAAUUUCUUUUUUAUAUAUAUAUAUUUUAUACAAAUCACAUUGGUGCUGUUUUCGUGAGUGUUUGUGCUUUUUGUAUGUCUGUCUGUGUGUAUAAAUCUCUAAUUAGGUGCAGCUUUCAAGUUCACAACCUUGUGGUCAUGGUUCAAAUUUACAGUAAGUGAUGGUUCAACAAUCCCAUUCGACCAGCCAUGAUUUCUAUUACCUUUCCCUCUUGGAGAGGUCUAUUAAAAUACCAAAGAGAUUUUUGAGUUUGAACCAUGUUUCGUAAUCCAAUAAAGGGUAUCCGAGAGCGCAGUUGCCUUUCAUCUUCUUCCCAUGUUCACCCUCAUAGAGCUGGAGUUAGCAGGUUCACUCUUUCCUCUUCAGUGCUGUCUAACAUCUCAGAGAGCUCAGGCCCAUCUCUCUGAGCCUUCCCCUCUGGUAAAGAGAUUUUUCCAGUAUCCACUUCCUCCUCGUAUAUUCUGAGUCCUUUCAUCCUUAAAGAUUGGAUAAUCUAGAAGGCUUUUCUUUCUUUAGGACUUUCCACUCCAAGAAAGCCUUUUACAUGUCAUUUCACACCUAAGGUUUAGGGUGUGAGUAACAGGGGAUGUUAGCAUGUGCACGCACGCUCAUUCCUGGGUGUAGUACAAAUACUUAAAUGCUUGUAUUGUGUAUAAUAAUUUGAUUGUGUUGAUGAUGAUUUUUGAAAAGAACAAAUGAAACCCAUGAAACACGAAUGAAGCAUGGCUUGUGGUGCCCAUCAUGUGAGAACACAUGUGUUUAACAUAUAUGUGUGUAUUAGACAGUGUAAUUUUAUUGUAAUGGAGCAUACUUGAACGAAGCACACUGUGUACAUCCUGAGACGAUUGUUUUUUUUUUUUUUUUUUUUUUUUUUUUUUUUUUAAUUCUGGCCUAACAUAAACAUGUUCAAAUUGAAUGUUGGCUUGUUUAUAUCAUUAAUCUCUUUUAUGUGUUAAUAACACAUGAGUCGUGUGCGUUGGUGUCUGACAUUCAACAAAUAAACAAGACCUGUAUAUGGUACUAUACAGGCAACUGAUACUACUGGUUGCUUCUGAAUUGCAGUCCGGUACUGGUUACAAAUUACAUGACUAAAAUUGCAAUCAGUAACGCAAUCUCUUGGAUUAUAUUUUUUAUGUAAUCUAAUGAAAAAAAUAUAUAUAUUAUUAUUUUUCGAUUACCUCUGACCUAACUCUUGUUUAUUUGAUGUCACAUACACUCACUGAGCACUUUAUUAUGAACACUACAGUCUUAAUAAAGUGGUCAAUGUGGAUUUUUGCCUGUCCACCUCAAAAUUUGACAUUUGGUGCAUUCUGAGAUGCUAUUUUGCUCACUACAAUUGCACAGAGUGGUUAUCUGAGUUACCGUAGCCUUUCUGACUGCUCGAACUAGUUUGCCCAUUCUCUGUGGACCUUUCUUAUCAACAAGGUGUUUCCAACCACAAAACUGCUGCUCACUGGAUGUUUUUUUUUUUUUUUUUUGGCACCAUUUGGAGUAAACUCUAGAGACUGUUGAGUGUGAAAAUCCCAGGAGAUUAGCAGUUACAGAAAUACUCAAACCAGCCCAUCUGGCAUCAACAAUCAUGCCACGGUCGAACAUUUGUUUCCCCAUUCUGAUGGUUGAUAUGAACAUUAACCAAAGCUCCAUGAUUUUAUGCAUUGCACUGCUGCCACACGAUUGGCUGAUUAGGUAAUCACAUGAAUAAGUAAGUGUAUAGGUGUUCCUAAUAAAGAGCUUGGCGAGUGUACAUUUGAGUAGGACAGUCUAUACCAUUUUGACAUAAUGUUGCUUAAAUGCAUUUAAGACAAAUUGCUUAAUGAAUCAAUAUAAUCUCUAUUUGUCUGUUACUGAGUUAAAUAAAAAAGGCACUUAAAGGGGUCA